Messenger RNA from Erythranthe guttata (spotted monkey flower), 2547 nucleotides. Its product is annotated as Actin binding Calponin homology (CH) domain-containing protein. The record is from RefSeq and is a predicted model, not a curated record. Gene Ontology annotation, cellular component: cytoplasm; actin filament; actin filament bundle. NCBI's taxonomy places the organism in Eukaryota, Viridiplantae, Streptophyta, Magnoliopsida, Lamiales, Phrymaceae. Gene Ontology annotation, molecular function: actin filament binding. Gene Ontology annotation, biological process: actin filament bundle assembly; actin filament network formation.
UGUUUCACUCCCAAUAAACGACAAUUUGUUCAAUUCAAAAAAGUACCCCCCUUUUUUUUGCACACUGUACAAUCUCAUAAUGCAGCCCAGCGGUUAACGAAGGACAGAAGCGUCAUAAUUUGAAUUCUCAAAUUUUGAAUCAAAAGCUUUACCCACUGACAGCUCUCUUUCUCUCCCAUCCGUCCCCAUUCUGUUUCUUCACAAACAACUUUUUUUUCUCAGAGAUUUUUCAAUUAUCUGUUUAGAAUUGAAGGAAAAAAAAUUAUGGCUGGAUAUUUUGGGGUGCUGGUUUCGGAUCCAUGGCUACAGAAUCAGUUUACUCAAGUGGAGCUCCGGACGCUGAAAUCUUCUUUCGUGGCUAUGAGGAGAGAGAGCGGAGCUGGUUUGAAGCUGGCGGAGCUGCCGGAGAAAAUGUCGAGGCUGAAGCACGUCGGAGAGAAUCUGUCGGAGCAAGAGAGAGCUUCGUUUCUUCAGGAAUCGUAUCAGGAUUUGGAGAUUGAUGUUGAUUUCGAACUCUUUCUCAGGGUUUAUUUGAAACUACAAGCACUCGCAACCGAAAGAAGGGGAAGUGGCACAAAAAAUGCGUCCGCAUUUCUAAAAUCUCCCACUUCGACACUGCUGCACACAAUAAGCGAGUCCGAAAAAUCAUCAUAUGUCGCGCACAUCAACAACUAUCUCGGUGGAGACGAGUUCUUGAAGAAAGACCUACCUAUAGAUCCUGCAACAAAUGAUCUCUUUGAGAUUGCCAAAGACGGAGUUCUUAUCUGUAAGCUUAUUAAUGUUGCGGUACCUGGAACAAUCGACGAACGGGCUAUAAAUACAAAGAGGAUUCUCAAUCCGUGGGAGAGAAACGAGAACCAUACCCUGUGCCUCAAUUCUGCUAAGGCGAUUGGAUGUACUCUUGUUAAUAUAGGGACUCAAGACUUUAUUGAAGGAAGGAGACACCUUGUUCUUGGAGUGAUAUCUCAACUUAUCAAGAUACAACUAUUGGCGGAUCUCAACUUGAAGAAAACACCGCAGUUGGUGGAGCUGGUUGAUGAUAGCAAGGAUGUGGAGGAGUUGAUGAGCCUACCACCAGAUAAAAUUCUACUGAGGUGGAUGAAUUUCCAGCUGAGGAAGGGAGGUUAUGUGAAAACGGUUACGAAUUUCUCGUCCGAUAUAAAGGAUGCAGAGGCAUAUGCUCAUCUGUUGAAUGUUCUAGCACCAGAACACAGUAAUCCAUCCACACUGACGGUGAAAGAUCUAUUUGAAAGAGCAAAGUUGGUUCUUGAGCAUGCUGAUAGGAUGGGUUGCAAAAGAUACUUAACGGCAAAAGAUAUCAUUGACGGUUGUCCGAAUCUUAAUCUUGCAUUUGUUGCACAUAUUUUCCAGCACAGGAAUGGACUCUCCACCCAAACAAAACAAAUAUCUUUUCUCGAAACUCUACCUGACGAUGCACAAAUCUCCAGAGAAGAGAGGGUCUUUCGUUUUUGGCUUAAUAGUCUGGCAAAUUCCUCAUUCAUCGACAACGUUUUUGAAGAUCUCAGAAAUGGAUGGAUUCUUCUAGAGUCACUAGACAAGGUGUCUCCAGGGAUUGUGAAUUGGAAAAUAGCUUCUAAGCCACCGAUUAAAAUGCCAUUCAGAAAAGUCGAAAAUUGCAACCAAGUUGUCAAAAUCGGGAAACAAUUGAAGUUUUCCCUCGUCAAUGUUUGUGGAAACGACAUUGUCCAAGGAAAUAAGAAACUAAUAUUGGCCUUUCUAUGGCAGUUGAUGCGAUAUAACAUGCUUCAGCUAUUGAAGAACUUAAGAUUCCACUCACACGGGAAGGAAAUUACCGAUGCCGAUAUUUUAGAGUGGGCUAAUAGCAAGGUCAGAAAUUCAUCCUGCCAGACCCGUAUGGACAGCUUCAAGGAUAAGAGCUUAUCCGAUGGAAUCUUUUUCCUAGAGCUACUUAGUGCUGUGCACCCAAGAUCGGUCAACUGGAGUCUCGUCACAAAAGGAUUAAGUGAGGAGGAGAAAAAGAUGAACGCAACCUACAUCAUCAGUAUAGCAAGGAAACUCGGGUGUUCGAUAUUUUUGCUUCCUGAAGACAUAAUUGAGGUAAACCAAAAGAUGAUGCUGACAUUGACAGCCAGUAUUAUGUAUUGGACAUUGAAUAAACAAACCGUUGAAACGCAAAAUUGUGGAUCUUCAGACAGUGAGAGUGGAAGCCUUUUGGACACGAUCUCGAACUCGACAAUGGACGACACAGCUUCUGAAUCAUCAACAGACGACAGCAGCUGUAAUUGAUAUAUACAUAUCUAUAUAUACAUAUGUUGUUUUGGAGUUUCUAAGAGCCUUAUAUGUAGAGAAAGCUCUAUAUAUUGUAUUGAUUCUUGAUUGAAAAUUUUGAAUGUUUAGUGAUUUCUUUAUUUUAUUUUUUUAUUAUUUUUUCUUCUUCUUGGUGCUGAAUUGCAGCUCAUGUGUAUAGUCAUGAAAAAUGUAUUUGGAGUUUGUAAACAAGAAUGCUAUUUUGUACACAUUUGAUUCAUAAAUUUGUUGUGUAUUGCAAUUGUUACAUGUUGGCUA